AUGAGUCUAGGUCAACCCAUUGAAGAGCUUCUUGUUGUUCAGAAAAAUCUUCGUGUUCUACCAUCUAGGUUUAGAGCAAAGAAAACCGCAAUCAUGGAGGUCCAAAAUUUAAAUGAAAUUAAGCUUGGCAAGCUUGUAGGAAAAUUGAAAACCUAUGAGAUGGAAUUGAAUAUGGAAGAAAAUGACUCCAAAAAAUCAAAAAAGGUUGCACUUCAAGGAGUGCAUGUUUCCUCUCUGAAAGGUGGUGAAAAUCCUCAGGUUUUGAGGAUGAGAUGGCCUUGUUUGUCAAAAAAUUUAGGAGAAUUCUUAAGGAUAAGGGAAAGUUUGCUAGAGAGGGCAGCUCUGGUAGUGAGAAAAAGUUUUAGACCAUCAACUGAUCGGUUUAAUGAGAGGAAUAAGGAUGUCAAACCUUUCACGAAAGAUUUUAGAAAAUCUGUCAAGUGCUUCACAUGUGGAGGCAUUGGACACUAUGCUGCUGACUGUGCAAACAAUCAGAAAAAAUACUCCAAAGGAAAGGACAAGGCCAUGAAAGUGAGCUGGAGUGAGAGUGAAAGUGAAGGGCUCUCAAGAGGAUUCAUCUUCCUCUGA
Prunus armeniaca (apricot) is the source of this 588-nucleotide messenger RNA. NCBI's taxonomy places the organism in Eukaryota, Viridiplantae, Streptophyta, Magnoliopsida, Rosales, Rosaceae. The record is from the annotation of a GenBank genome assembly.